AUGCGGUCCUCCAUCGCAUGCGCGCGCUGUCGGCGCAGCAAAGUCAAGUGCAUCAACAAUGGCGUGAACACGACCUGCCGCGCCUGCGAGACCUCAGGGAGAGAGUGUACCUAUCCUGCACCUGCAGCUGGCGGUGCGGGGAGUAUCACACGGAGGGAGAGCAUCAUCGCUAGUCAUGUGUCUGGGGAGGGGCCAAAUCCCCAAGGAGAGCAGACUCCUAAACGACCGCGCCCAAAAAAAACAAUCGCCCCCACCUCGAGUAUCUCGAACUCGAACAAGGAAAGUCCCCGGCCGCUCUUGGAUGCAUUCGAUCCGCUUCUGCUGACUCCUAAGGUCUGGACAGAACUGUUCGAGAUCUUCCAGCAGCAUUUUUCCACUGAUUUGCCAUUCUUGCAUCCUCCAACAUUCCUCAAACCACUGCGACAAUCGAAUCUACACUCCCCUCCCGUAGACUCAUCCUCAACCCACUCCCCAUCUGCGACUCUACCUCCAGCGUCAUCCCUAUUGCUACUUGCAUUCCUUGCACUAACCGCCCGCUUCCACCCGGCACUGGUAGCGCAUCACUCCCCGCCAACUUCUUCACGUCCAAGCAACCCCAUCGUUGCUUCAGAGUACUAUGCAGCAGCUGCGCGCUCGCGUCUGGCAGGGUCGAUGGGCGACUCGCUCGGUAUCCCGACGCUCGAGCGAACGCAGGCGUUGCUUAUGAUGGGGCUUCAUGAUUGGGGGAUGUGCCAGGGUGUCAAAGCGUGGAUCUCGAUCGGUGUAGCGAUUCGUUCAGCCCAAAUCCUUGGCCUUCAAUUCGAGCAGGAGCUAGAUGACAUGCCUCUAGCGCGCUCACUCGCACUCAAUAAUGAAGUUCAUCACAUGGGAGUCAGCCCUGACCGUCUAGGGCGCAAUGCUAUGUUGUCCAAGGGCGAUGAAUUCAUCGAGCAAGAAAUUCGACGCAGGACAUUCUGGAGCUGCUUCAUUAUGGACCGAUAUCUCAGCAGUGGCAAGUAUCGCCCAUCCAUGCUGAAUACGCAAGACCUGCGCAUUCAGCUUCCUAGCAGUGACCGUGCUUUCAUGUUUGGGGAGAAGGUGAAGACCCAGUUACUAGGAGAAGACGCAGAAGGAGUUGCUCGCCGAGCUGAAGUCCAGAGUCAGCGCAAAGCUUCAGUUAUGCUAGGCGCCCGGAAUGGCGACCGAGAGCGAAGUCAGGAGAACGGGAAUGGAACAUAUGGUAGCCAUGACCAUCAACUGCGUGACACUGACGACAACGCGAGAUGGGAGAUAGGUCCUGACGAGGGAGCGCUGAGCCGUUUCAUUAAGGCCCUGGACCUCUAUGGACGCAUUGUGAAGUGGUCCUGUGGGGGUGGCAGACGACAAGAAAGAUACCCCCCUUGGGAUUCGAGGUCUUCGUUUUACGAACUCCAACACAAACUCGCCGCUUUCAAAGAUGCGCUGCCUCGCGACCUCACUCUAAGUGCUUCGAACAUCAAUGCGCAUAUCGCCUCCAGGACCUCAACUCCUUACACCCUCAUGCAUACCAUCCAUCUUCUUUGCAGCAUCAUGCUCCAUCGAGAAUACGUUCCCUUCAUUCCGCUGCGGUGUUCGAAACCACAAGGCCCACUUGAUCCUCCCCUCUUUCCGCCAGAAGAUUACCAAAUUCCUCCCGGCUUCUGGGAUGAUAGCGCACGCGAAUGUUUCAAAGCUGCUAGAGACCUAAUUGAUUUGCUACGAACGUGUCAAGAAUGGCAAGUACUAGUCGAGACACCACUAGUGGGUUUUGCUACUUACACGGUCGCGUUUGUUGGCGUAUACUGCAUUAACUUCCCCUGGAUGGAUCCGAACGGUUAUAUGUGCAAACGUCAGCCUGAAUCUGCCAACGCAGGCUACGCGCCACUAUCAGACACCAGCGGCGCGGAAGCUGCACGGAAAGCGCUUGAACUUGUCGGACAAAUGCGCAAACGACUCAGCAUGGCCAGCGGUUGGUUCAAGACAAUCCGACGUGUUCAUGUGUACUUCAGCAGAAUGAAAAAGGACUUUGCUCGCAACACCCGUGCACUGGAGGCCUCUUCGGAAAGCGGCGGCAGUUCCACGGAAUCUUACAGGCAUCUCAGUUUACGCGAAGGUGGAAUUGGCGGCGGACUAGAAGAAUACAAGCUCUUAGAGAAGAUUCUCAAGGAGUUCGGCAGUCUAGAGGACGAGGAUCUCGAAAUGCCGGAUGCUGAUGCUGACAUUUCUACUUCACGGCUAGGCCAGGUUCUUGAUGAGGGAAGCGAGUCUGGCAGUGCAGCGAUAAAGAGUGAGAACAUGGACUUAGUAGACGGCACUCCAGACUCAGCGUCGAUACGACACGAACGAUGGAAUGCGAUCAACAGCGUUGCCGCGGCUGCAAGAACAGAUUCAGGCAGUGGAACGCCUGCUGUGCCGAACGGCUUCCAAAAUCACUAUGGACAGCAAAUCCUAAGCCCAACCACGCACCCAAGCUCCGCGCCACCGCAGGAAGGCUUUAGGCCUGGUUAUGGUUCACCCCAGGCGAUUCAUCAGCAGCAUUUGCAUGCGCAGUCGUACCCCCCAAAUCCUGCCGAAUCGGCACAGCGAGCGUCACUGAGUCUUCAGCAACAACUUCAACACCAAGGAUCGGGAGGUGCGCCCGUGUCUGUAUCUCAACAACAAGCCACCUGGUCGCCCGCAACCAAAGAGACAUGGCUUAACAGCCUUGACACGCGCUUCGGAGGCGAUGAUUGGGCUGCAUUCACAGCUGGCAACGACUGGCAGGACUGGGCAGCUUCGAAGGGAUCAGAUGGAUGGUUGAGCACAGUCUGGGGAGCUAGUUAA
Molecule: messenger RNA, 2820 nt
Organism: Lindgomyces ingoldianus
Lineage: Eukaryota; Fungi; Ascomycota; Dothideomycetes; Pleosporales; Lindgomycetaceae
Exons: 5
Coding region: 1-2820 (939 amino acids)
Biological process (GO): regulation of DNA-templated transcription; DNA-templated transcription
Cellular component (GO): nucleus
Molecular function (GO): zinc ion binding; DNA binding; DNA-binding transcription factor activity, RNA polymerase II-specific
Source: RefSeq, a predicted model, not a curated record